This is a messenger RNA of Coccinella septempunctata (seven-spotted ladybird), 2147 nucleotides long. Its product is annotated as kelch-like protein 6. Lineage: Eukaryota; Metazoa; Arthropoda; Insecta; Coleoptera; Coccinellidae. The record is from RefSeq and is a predicted model, not a curated record. The transcript has 7 exons. The coding region runs from base 80 to 1858 and encodes 592 amino acids. Gene Ontology annotation, molecular function: protein binding.
UUUUUGAUAUUUUUUUUAUCCAAGUGAAUGUGGUUAUUGUGGUUGUGUAUAAUACUUUCGUGUUUUAAUCGUAAAAAAGAUGAGUUCUGAACCUAUGUCCCAAAAACUAUGUUCUAACCCCGAGGAUACAAUAACACUUCUGGUUGAGGAUCGAAAAAUAUUAUGUUCCAAAGUAACACUGAAGUUACAUAGUCAUUAUUUUCAUGCAAUGUUUACCAGGAAUUUCAAAGAAAGUAACGAGAAAACUAUUACUCUUAAGGAAGUUGAUGGGGAAACAAUGGAAGAAUUGCUGCGAUUGUUGGUAGACAAAGUAUAUUUGAAUAAAAUAUCUGACAUUACCAAAGUUAUAACUUUGAGUGAUAUGUUUCUUUUUGACAAAUUAAAGGAGGAAUUAGCCAAAGAAGCAAUUAGGACUCUUUCAAAAAAUAACUGCCUUCAAAUAUGGAUGGAACUGAAAUCAAUUUCAGCUUUUCCAUUAAUAUGGAAAGCAAAGAGCAUCAGUUUGACAAACUUCAAUUAUCAAAGGCAUCAUGGUUUAAUCAAUAAUCUAGAGUUAUCUCAACUUAUGAGUUAUUUAAGUCAUAUUAAUCUGCAGACUUACAAAGAAAUACAUGUAUUUAAUUCUGUGUUAGAGUGGAUUUAUUCAAAUCAUCAAAGUGUAGAUGAGGUACCUUUUCAAGAAAUUUUAGGAUCUGUUUUAAAUUUCAAAGAUAUAUCAGUACCAGAACUUAAAAAAAUCAAGUGUCAUGAUGAAAUAUUAAGGUACCCAAAUAUUGGUAAAAUUCUGGAAUAUGUUAUCGAUUUUAAGUGUGGUAAAAAUGUGGCUAUGGACAAUAAAAAUUCUCAGAUAGCUUUCUCCUGGCUUACCCCUCGAGGAAGAUAUCUACCUAAUUACCUGUGUGUUCUGAAUCUUAAACACAAAUUUGAGAUAUUUUAUCAAGGUCGUCGUAAAGAUUCUUAUAUGAAGAAAGUCGCCACUAUACCUAGUAGUAUACAGCAAUUGGUUGGCUUUGAGAUUCAAGUUCAUAAAACGAAGAUUUAUAUUUUUGGCGGAGAGUAUGUGAUGGGAAGCGGAGCAUGGAAUGAUCGAAUGUAUAAAUUCGAUUUGGAGGAACAGAAAUUGAUCGAUACAAAAUAUAGCUCUGCAAUCAAGAGAAGACAUUUCAAAUCUUGUUUGAUUGGAGAUAUCCUUUAUGUUAUUGGAGGUACUGGACCAUAUAGAAUCAAAGAAAAUAGUAUGUUGUUCUUCAACUUUAAAACAGGAAAAUGGGGACCACGAAAAAUCCAUCUUCCUUGUCAAUAUUUACAAUCGAAAUGUUGUAAUUUCAACGAGUGUCUUUUCAUCUUAGAUUUUGAUGGGAAGUGUGGCUAUUUUUUUCGUAAUGAAAAUGGACAAGAGUGGCGUAGAGUGAAGAUUUGCGAGACAGUACAAUUAGAGGAAUAUGCUCUUUUAUCAAUGUUCUCCUACAGAGGGAACUUAUUUUUGAAAGGAAGAAAGUUGGUUGAACUCGAACUUAUUGAUGGUGUCUUGAUACCGAAAAAAGUGGAUGAAUUACCGAACAACUCUUAUGGUACCUUGAUUGAAACAAUAUGCAGUCAUAACAUCGUUUACUCUCUAUAUGUGGAUGUACUCGAAUCAGAUAUAGUGAGGAUGGAAUACUUGAAUUUAGAUAAUAUGGAAUCAAAGUUCUUCAAAAGAAUUGGGCUGUUCCAUGAAUGCAAUAAGAGCAAAAGCUUCUAUCUGUCCGAAUUCUAUGGGGCUAAUCUCACACAUAACUCUGAAUCAAAGGUUAAAUUGUUUAUGCUCCAUCAUCAUAAACUUGUCGAAGAUGAGGACAUUUUAGUCGACAAUAACUGAAAAACAUUCUGACGAAACAUUUGUUGAAUAUCAUCUUCAGUUUUCCCACCAUCAUAAGGAACGAAAAGAUAUUUUCAUGUCUUCGAACCUCAAGAAGUUGAAGCUCUACUGAAUAUUGAAUGAUCAAAGCUAUCACAUUCAAGCGUCGUUCAUAUAAUUUUCAUAGUGAUUUUUAUUAUGUGAUUGGGAAUUCUAUUGAUUGAAUUAAAUUAUAGUUUUUAAUGAUAUUUUGUGAUAUUGACAAUUUGAAACUUGAUAAAUGCCAAAUAAAUUUAUAUUUUAUGGACAA